CGUAGACAUUUGUUUGCGUAAAAAGGCAGGGGUACUUUUCAUCAGGUCCGUACAGGUAUAGUCUUGCUCCAACUUUUCGUCAUGUCUUUAGAUCUGUCGUCCGAAGCUAUCACUUGGACUGGUGCAGAACAAUACUGUUUGGAAGUCAUGAAGCGCCUUGAUAUUCAACGAAGAAGUGAAGAAUUUUGCGAUGUGAUUCUAAACGUUGGUUGCGGUAUGUCGUAAAUCGCGUGUUUACAUAUGUAAUCAAACCUCAUAUCGCAUAUAGAAUUUGAUUGUUAAGUGACCGGAAAGAGAUAGGCAUCGAAUCUGCCAAAUCAAAGGAAACAUAAAACGAAUCGCUUUAUCUUUCGUUGAAAAAUUAUCAGGAGUUGUGUUGUAAUAAAACCGGGGAUGCUGUGAGUGAAGAAUAUAUGUUUAAAACCUUACAUCGUGAGUGAGUGAUUUAGGACCGUUUAGCGCGAGUUUAUCGGGACAACAGUGUGUUGCAAGCAAAUAUCCCAUUCCCAACACAAAGUGGCACCUCCGACGGGACUGAACAGAGGGAAAACAAACAGAUCUGACGCCGGGAUUUUACAAUGGAGAAACUUACCACGGAUCUAGACACACAACUACAAUUGCUCAACUUCACAAGGGAUAAGAGUGAAGGAAUCACCGCAAAGGGAAAUGUGGAAGCUGUGGACCGCCAACUUCAGUCCUUGAGAUCUAUCGUAACGAAGGUGGAAGAUUUUAAGCUUCAAAUCGAGCAAGCGAAAAUCGCGAACGGAGAGAAACUUGAAGACGUGUCAGAAUGGAGCCUCACAGUUGAAGCCGCCCAAACAUCUGCUGAUGAGAACAUCGCGUACUUGCGGAAAUGGUUAACAGAAUACAAGCAAAGAGAACGCCUUUCGGAAAAUGAGGGUCAACAAGCCUUUCUGGAGCAGUCAAGAAAGGAUCAGCUUGAGUUUGAACGAACGCAACUGGAGAUGAGGCUGGCAUAUGAGAAGAAGAUCGAGGAGACAAAAGCAAACCAUUCGAAGACCACGGAGCCGACCUCAAAUCAAGCAGCGAAGACCGCCAAACUUCCUAAGCUCGUCAUUACAAAGUUUAGAGGUGAACUAACGGAUUGGCCACGGUUCUGGAGUCAAUUUGAAACCGAGAUUGACAAGGCAGAAAUAGCUGGCGUGACAAAGUACUCAUACCUAAAGGAACUCGUAGACCCGAAGAUACGAGCGGAAAUAGACGGCUUGCCCUUCUCAGUAGAGGGAUACGAGCGUGCGAAGAACAUCCUGGCAAGGAAGUAUGGACAAACAAGCGAGGUCGUGAACGCGUACGUGGAAAACAUCAUGUCUUUGCCUACAAUUGGAGGAACACAGCCAGCCAGAAUCCAUGAUUUCUACGAGAAGCUUUUUUCAAUGUGCAAUCAUUGGAAACAAUGGGAAAACUGCGAGAGGUGAAUGGAUACGUGCGGAUGACUAUUGACAAGCUGCCGGGGAUAAGAGGGGAUCUUGUGCGAACAGACGAUUCUUGGCGAGAGUGGAAUUUUCCAAGGUUAGUGGAUGAGCUUCGAAAAUGGACAGAAAGAAACCCGAUCCAAUCCAAGCAAAGCGAUAAGCCCUGGCGUGUCGACAAACCCUGGCGUGACAAGAAUUUCCAAGUCCAACAGCAGAGAUGGCAAAAAUCGGGGAUGCGUUUAUUGCGAAAGCCAAGAUCACAGAUCGGUCGACUGCAAAACGGUAGCCAGCCUCGACGAUCGCAAAAGGAUGCUUAGCAACAAACGCCUUUGUUUCAAUUGCACCGGAGGCAAACACAGGGCUGAAGAUUGCAAAAGCCGUUCCAUGUGCCAGAUUUGUAAGAGAAGGCAUCACACGUCCAUCUGCAACAGCGUCAGUAACCAGUUAAUGACAGCGACUUCAACGCAAAGACCAACUGUGAUCUAUCCAGUCGUCGUAGUGGAAGUGAUGGGAGUUAAGUGUCGUGCGUUACUAGACACCGGCGCCGGAAGUUCCUACGCUUCAGCAGCGUUACUUGAUCACAUAAAGAUUCGCCCUCAUCAACGAGAAGUACGACAGAUCGAAAUGAUGAUGGGAGUAGUCACUAAGCCGGUGGAAAUCUUCAAAGUGCAAAUAAGUUCACUGCAGAGCGAUUUCAUCCUUGAAACGGACGUGACUAAGGUGAAUAAGGCACAGCUUUUAUCCCUGGAAAACCCUCGCUACCAGCAAGUCCUGGAAAGGUACGACCACUUGAAGGGAGUGAAGAUGGACGAUAUGGACCCAAAGGAUUACCUUCCGGUGCACCUUAUCUUGGGAGUGUGUGACUAUACUAAGAUCAAGACUGUAACAGCACCUCUUAUUGGAGCCGCAAACGAGCCUAUUGCCGAGAAAACUAAGUUCGGAUGGACCAUUAUUUCACCGGGCAAAGAAGUGGAUCUGUCUCCCAUGUUCCUGACGCAGACAUCAACGGUAGAUUACGACAACUUGUGCAGACUGGACGUGCUUGGACUGGCAGAUUGUGCAACUGGUGACCAAGACGAGGUGUAUUCAGAGUUCAAAGAGCAACUAAGACGAGAUGAUGAGGGUUGGUACGAAACUAGCCUACCAUGGAAAGGGAACCACGCACCUUUACCAACCAACGAAGCAGGAAGUCUUCGCAGAUUAACAGGCCUCGUAAAGAAGCUGCGUGGCCAAGGAAUGAUAGAACGUUACGAUCAAGUAAUCCAAGACCAAAUCAAGACCGGGAUAGUCGAGAGAGUUAGCACACCCGCAACUGGGCAGCACGAAUUCUACAUUCCUCACAAGGCAGUGGUACGCGACACAGCAGAAACCACUAAGCUUCGAGUGGUCUAUGACGCGUCAGCACGGGCCUACUCUGGUGCACCCUCGUUAAAUGAGUGUCUGAAUCCUGGACCACCUCUUCAAAACAAACUCUGGAGUGUCCUAGUUCGUUCUCGAUUUCAUCCAAUAGCAGUCGCAGGAGACAUUAAGCAAGCUUUCCUUCAAGUACGAAUCAAGAGCCAGACCGUGAUGCGCUGCGAUUUCAUUGGUUAAAGGACCCAAGCAGUCAAACAGUGGAGACGUUGAGGUUUACAAGAGCCCUCUUCGGUCUCACAUCAUCGCCAUUCCUCCUGGGAGGCGUGAUCCAGCACCUGUUGGAGAGUUGCAGACAAGACCACCCGGACAUUGUCAGCGAGAUAGAACGCAGCUUAUACGUCGACGACCUCAUCAGUGGUGGCCCUACCUGUGAAAAGGCAAAGGAAAUCAAAUCAGCUUCUCAGGAAGUAUUCGCCAAGGGCACCUUCGAGUUGCAUAAAUGGCAUUCGAAUGUGAGAGAGUUGGAAUCGGCCGCCUCUGAACCAGCCGCUUCUGAACCAGUCUCGAUUGAGGAAGAAACGUAUGCAAAGGAGCAGUUAAACGUCCCCAGAAGAGAAGGAGCUACCCUGCUUGGUUUGCCAUGGGACAAAGCAAACGAUACCAUCGGAGUAAGUUUUCCACAAGAAAAGGCUGAUCCCAGCAAGCGGGGAAUCUUAAGCAAAGUGGCACGGAUCUAUGACCCACUGGGAUUGGCCUCUCCUAUCUCAUUAGGCGGUAAGCUCCUCUACCGUGACGUGUGUGAUGCCAAGCUAAACUGGGAUUCAAAGCUACCAGGCGAUAUGAUGCAGAGUUGGAUACGAUGGGAGAAGCGACUUCCCGAGCAGCUUACAGUUCCGAGAUCUUUAGCAGCCCAUCAAGAGGACAUUCAGUCAAUAGAGUUGCACGCAUUUGGUGAUGCCAGUGGGAAGGGCGUGGCCGCGGCUGUGUAUGCUGUAGUCAAUCAAGAGUCGGGCUCAAAUCAAGGGCUCGUGGCAGCGAGAGCGAGACUCUCAAAAGGGGACUGACGAUCCCUCGGCUAGAGUUGGUGUCCGGACAUAUGGCAGUGAAUCUCUUGGUAAACGUGGCCUCCGCCCUGGACGGAUUUCCCUUACCGAAAAGUACUGCUGGCUCGAUAGCACCGUUGCCCUGCACUGGAUCAGAUCCCCAGGCACAUAUAAGCAGUUUGUGAGUAACAGAGUCGAGAAAAUACAAGCACAUUCAGGCGUGACUUGGCGGCACGUAGGGACCUUGGAGAACCCUGCUGACCUUGGAAGCCGUGGUGGAGAAGUGAAAACCAUCCCUCUUGGAGCAACGGGCCGAAGUGGUUGAAGAACAAAGCGAUCUGGCCUCCAGACAUUGUGACUAAGGCAUCAGAGGAAUCAAUGGCAGAAGUGAAAGCAACAAGAGAUGUUUUUGCUGUGGCGAUAGCAACUACAGAUGAGCUAGACAACCUUCUUGAGAAGUUUACCUACUGGAGGACAAUGAGAAUCUGUGCGUGGAUAAUGCGGUUCGUUCACAACGCUCGUUCAGAGAAGAUACAAAGACACGAAGGACCGCUGACAACUGAAGAAACUAACAAAGCGACAAUCUUCUGGGUGAAAAGAGUCCAGACCAGAGCCACAGCAGACAAGCAUUACGAAAGAAGAUCGGUUGCAACUGAAUCUGCAACCUAACCAAGACGGCGUGUUAGAAUGUCGAGGCCGAAUACAAGGGCAUUAUCCGGUGUAUUUGCCCGAGAGUCAGCGCUUCACAGAGAAGCUCGUAACACAAGUACACCUUUGGGACGCUCCACGGGGAGUCGUCAGUACCAUGGCAAAGGUACGAGAGCUGUACUGGGUUCCGCGCCUUAGAAGAUUGACAAAAGGAAUCGUGAAGAGUUGCCACGGCUGUCGGCGGUUUCAAGCCCAAGCGUUCUCGUCCCCACCCCAAGGCGACCUGCCAAAGGAUCGGACAGAAGGUUCUUCACCCUUUCAAGUUGUUGGAGUGGAUUACGCGGGACCCAUUAAGUAUCGUAUAAGCAAGAACAGAGAGGGCAAGGCGUACAUCGUUCUGUACGCUUGCAGCCUGACCCGCGCCGUGUACCUCGAGCCGACCAAAACCUUGGAGACGGAAGAGUUUAUCGGAACUCUCAAGCGUCUCAUCGCCAGGAAAGGUCGCCCGGAGAAGAUAUACUCCGACAACGGGAAAACAUUUGUGGGAGCAGCAAAAUGGCUGAACAAGGUGAUGAAGGAUGAACGUCUACACGACUUCCUUGCCAAGAUAAACGUGAAGUGGCAAUUCAACUUGUCCAGAGCACCCUGGUGGGGUGGACAAUUUGAGAGACUGGUGGGACUCGUGAAGCGAGUUUUCUACAAGACAGUGGGAAACGGAACGCUCACCUGGGACGAGCUACAAGACGUCCUGCUUGACGUCGAGGUGACACUCAACAACCGACCGUUGAGCUACCUAGAGGAAGACAUUCAGCUACCCAUCCUGACCCCGAGCACCUUCCUUUAUGGUCAACCGAACAUGCUUCCAGAGUUAGAACCUCAUCACGUCCAGGAACACGACCUGCGGAAGAGAGCUAAAUAUUUGAGGAAGUGCAAGGAUACACUAUGGUCACGCUGGACAAGAGAGUACCUCCGCGGACUGAGAGAGAGACACCGGCUGAAGCACAAGGGAGACACGACCUAUCCAUCCAAGGGAGAAGUCGUCAUCAUCAAAUCAGAAGAGAAGAAUCGAGCACAGUGGAAGUUGGGAGUCGUAGAAGACCUAAUCACCGGCCGUGAUGGCGUGAUUCGUGGGGCAAAGCUGAAAACUGGAAAGUCACGCCUGGAGCGCCCAAUACAGCAUCUGUACCCUCUAGAGCUGAGUUGUGACAUGCCGAUGCAGAACCCACCGGAGCCGCUGAAUCCAAUGGCGCCAAUCUACAGGCCGCAAAGGGAUGCCGCAGCAGCAGCCAGAGUUCGUAUCCAGGAUAUGAACGAGGACGAACAAUGAACUGAACAAUGCAUAAAUUUAAGAACCCCAAGAACUAUGAACAUUACGAGUGAACUUUUAUAUUUUUUGAGCAUUUCAUGCCAGAUGGCACAUUGAUUUUAAAACUCUAAUAUUUGUUAUGUUAUGAUGCUGCUUGGUCAACAGACUGCAGUUCGAGACUCUUAAAUUCAACGACUGAUUUUCUAUCUGUUGAUUAAGUUCUGGACAUUUGCUCUCUCGAAGCAAAUGGGGGGAGGGUGUCGUAAAUCGCGUGUUUACAUAUGUAAUCAAACCUCAUAUCGCAUAUAGAAUUUGAUUGUUAAGUGACCGGAAAGAGAUAGGCAUCGAAUCUGCCAAAUCAAAGGAAACAUAAAACGAAUCGCUUUAUCUUUCGUUGAAAAAUUAUCAGGAGUUGUGUUGUAAUAAAACCGGGGAUGCUGUGAGUGAAGAAUAUAUGUUUAAAACCUUACAUCGUGAGUGAGUGAUUUAGGACCGUUUAGCGCGAGUUUAUCGGGACAACAGUGUGUUGCAAGCAAAUAUCCCAUUCCCAACAGGUAUUCAUCAAGCUCGCUUGAAAGCCCACAGAAAUGUGUUAUCUGCGGCAAGCCCCUUCUUUUACAACGCUCUUAACAGUGACAUGAAAGAAAAAGAAGAAGGAGUUAUCAGUUUAGAAGAAACGAGCAAAACUAUAAUGGAUGGAGUUUUGAAGUAUAUGUACACAGGAUAUGUUGACGUGUCCGCAGAAAAUGUUCCCGAAUUGUUUGCUCAGGCAAACUAUUUCAUUCUUCCAAGUCUGACGUAUUUUUUGAGCAAUUUUAUAAUACAAACACUUUCCCUCUCCAACUGUGUAAAAGCUUAUUAUUUGGCCUGUAAGUACCAGUGUGAAAGGUUAAUGAAAGAAACGCGUGGUUUUAUCUUGUCAAAUUUUGUUGCUGUCGCCAAAACCGAAGAUUUCCUGAAUUUGAGCUGUGAGCAGGUCGAGGAGUGGAUUUCAAGCGACGAAGUAGUCGUGGAUGUCGAAGAAAAGGUGUUCGAGGUAGUGUUAAGAUGGGCUGAAAGAGAUGAGAGUAGAAAACAGAAUGAUUUCCGAGAUUUGUUUCGCCAUCUUCGCUGUGGUUAUGUAUCGCGUGACUACUUAUUCGAGGUCCUUCUUCCUCAUCCUUUGGUGAGAGAAAAUUCAGGCUGUUUGUCUUCAGUCUUCAACGCCAUGAAAUCUGCCUUGGAUGGCACAGAAGAGUGUUUGUUUUUACAGGCACCAAGACAGUGCCUUAAAUCCCAUGAAGGUACAGUUGUUGCUUGCAGGGAAAACCGUGCUCUGUGUUACCUUCCCCCAACUCAAAAAUGGUUUGAGUUACCCAAGAUGAAUUCAUCAUUUAGGUAUCCUGAGCAGACUGAGCAUGCGAUUGGCGUGUGUCAUGGAAGAUUAUACAUAAUCGGGAGGACAACCACAAGGGGUUAUGGUUCCACGUCUUGCGUUGCCGAACGUUAUGAGCCAUCGCUCAACAAAUGGUUUCAAGUUAAUCCACCAGCAAACGUUGCUUCAUUUUUUGCUGUUGCCACACUCCAGGGAUUUAUUUACAUUCUGGGUGGAAAGGACAGCCAGAAUACAUCACGGGAUUCUGUACAAAAAUACAACCCUGACACUAAUAUGUGGCAGGAGGUCCUGCCACUUAGUAGCCCUAGAGCAAAAGUUUGUGCCAUUGCUGAUGGAAGUUAG
Messenger RNA from Porites lobata, 7503 nucleotides. NCBI's taxonomy places the organism in Eukaryota, Metazoa, Cnidaria, Anthozoa, Scleractinia, Poritidae. The record is from the annotation of a GenBank genome assembly.